AUGACUUCUGUCCCCACAGCCAACUGGAACAUGAGCAUGAGCAGCGGGUGGAACUUGAGCUUUGCUGCAGCGGGUGAUCCCUGGGGACAGACGCUGGGAGCACCAACUGGAAAUGCUUCUCCCCCUGUAGCAUCCUUAGCAGCCAACUUCUCCAAUCAGUUUGUGCAACCCUCAUGGCGCAUUGCCUUGUGGUCCCUGGCUUAUGGUGGUGUUGUGGCAGCGGCCGUUUUUGGAAAUCUCAUUGUCAUCUGGAUUAUCCUGGCUCAUAAGCGCAUGAGGACAGUGACCAAUUACUUCCUGGUGAACCUGGCCUUCUCCGAUGCCUCCAUGGCUGCUUUCAAUACUCUCAUCAACUUCAUCUACGCACUGCACAGUGAGUGGUAUUUUGGAGAGGCUUAUUGCCGCUUCCACAACUUCUUCCCAAUCACAGCUGUCUUCGCCAGCAUCUACUCCAUGACAGCGAUAGCUGUGGACAGAUACAUGGCCAUUAUUGAUCCCUUGAAACCUAGGCUCUCUGCAACUGCUACCAAGGUGGUCAUUGGGAGCAUAUGGAUUUUGGCUUUCCUGUUGGCCUUUCCCCAGUGCCUAUACUCCAUAACCAAGGUGAUGCCUGGGAGAACUCUUUGCUAUGUAGCAUGGCCAGGUGGUCCAAAACAGCAUUUUACGUAUCAUGUCAUUGUGAUUGUGCUGGUCUACUGCUUUCCACUGCUUGUCAUGGGCAUCACCUAUUCCAUAGUGGGAAUUACCCUCUGGGGAGGAGAAAUACCAGGCGACACAUCCAACAAAUAUCACGAGCAGCUCAAAGCUAAGAGAAAGGUGGUAAAAAUGAUGAUUGUCGUUGUGCUGACAUUUGCCAUCUGCUGGCUGCCUUACCACAUUUACUUCAUAGUUACUGGGAUCUAUCAACAAUUAAAUCGGUGGAAAUACAUUCAGCAAAUCUAUUUGGCCAGCUUUUGGCUUGCCAUGAGCUCUACAAUGUACAAUCCAAUUAUCUACUGCUGUCUUAAUAAGAGGUUCCGAGCUGGCUUCAAGCGAGCUUUCCGCUGGUGCCCUUUCAUUGAGGUGUCCAGCUAUGAUGAGCUAGAGCUCAAGGCAGCCAGGUUUCAUCCCACCCGGCAAAGUAGCCUAUACGCUGUGUCCAGAAUGGAGUCCAGCAUGACGGUGGUGUUCGACACUAAUGAUGGAGACAACACCCACAGCAGCCGCAAGAAAAGAGCAGCUCCAAGAGACGCGAGUUUCAAUGGCUGUUCACAGAGGAAUUCCAAGACCGUCUCCACAGCCUCAAGUCUCAUCAGUUCACUGCAUACAUCAGCAGAAGAUUAUUCCUAA
Molecule: messenger RNA, 1329 nt
Organism: Mesitornis unicolor (brown roatelo)
Lineage: Eukaryota; Metazoa; Chordata; Aves; Mesitornithiformes; Mesitornithidae
Gene: TACR3
Product: tachykinin receptor 3
Exons: 5
Coding region: 1-1329 (442 amino acids)
Biological process (GO): G protein-coupled receptor signaling pathway; positive regulation of flagellated sperm motility
Cellular component (GO): plasma membrane; sperm midpiece
Molecular function (GO): tachykinin receptor activity
Source: RefSeq, a predicted model, not a curated record